AUGAUCCAAGACAUUGCUAAUAUCUUUGGUAUCAAUCUCUCAGAUGAUGAUCUUGAAUCAAUUUUCUCCCUUGAUGAUGAGCAGAAUGAAAGAUCCCUGUUUAUGAUCAAACAGUUUGAUGAUGCUGAGUUUUAUACCAGAAUCCCGUUCCAUCUUGAGGUAAAACGCAGAAAAUACAAGUCACAGGGAACUGAUCUGCUGGGAAAGACAAUAGAGGAAAGGGUUUUAGAGGAAAAUUGGCUAGACGUUGAGGCAAACAUCUACAACCCACCAGUUUUCGCCCUAACCGUUCAAAUCAUGCUUUCCCCCAAGUUGGGGAUCCCUCCUGAUGAAAAUUUGAUCAAAGAGAGUGAGGAAAAGCUUGCCAAAAUGCUGAAUGUUUAUGAGGAGAGGCUGUCAAAGAGCAAGUACUUAGCUGGUGAUUUCUUCAGCCUAGCUGACCUUAGCCAUCUGCCCUUUGCUCAGUACUUGGUGGGCCAAAGGAGUAUAUAUAUGAUAAGGAGCAGGAAACAUGUGAGUGCUUGGUGGGAUGAUAUUAGCAGCAGACCUUCCUGGCAAAAGGUUCUCCAGCUCUAUGCUUCUUCUUUCUAAAGAUUGAAAUGCUGCAAUUUCAGUGGGUCUCUUUUCAAUAACGUCUACUUUGUUAAUCAGCA
Durio zibethinus is the source of this 653-nucleotide messenger RNA. The record is from RefSeq and is a predicted model, not a curated record. NCBI's taxonomy places the organism in Eukaryota, Viridiplantae, Streptophyta, Magnoliopsida, Malvales, Malvaceae.